AUGAUCGACAUCCCAGAGAUCCUCCAACAAAUCGCAUCCUACCUUGACACAACAUCACUCCUCGCCUGCACAACUGUCUCUCGUCAGUGGCGCAUCGACUUCACCCCAUAUUUUUGGCGUACCUUUAACAACUUUCAAGAGCCAUGGUAUCGCCUUGUCGAGUCUUGCAGUAGCGACAGCAGCAGCAGUAGCUGUCAUGCAGUCGGAGGAGCAGGAAGGUCGACUAGAGAGAGAUACAAGGACAGACAGGACCGACUUUCGAAUGUCAUGCGAGUUGGGCAACAGUACAUUCGACACUUGCUUGUCACGAGGGAGAUGGUCCUCAUUGCUGCACUCGAGGCCAAACUUACGGGACUUCUCUCGCUGACGCUCGAUUCUUAUACUUGGGAGCCGGACGAUGACGACGGUGGUAGUGAUGGCGACGACGAUGUCAGCAAUGGCGAUGACAGUGGCAACAAUGGCGAUGACAGUGGCAACAAUGACGUCAAUGAUACACGAAAGAUCUACUCGAGGAUGAAGGCACUAGGGUCUGACAGUUUGUGGGACAUUUCAGUACCAAUCGCGGCAUUCGACGGCAGUUCAGGAGGUGGAUCGAGUUUGACCUUGACUAGAGCUUUCUGGCGGCUAGUCCUCUUGAAUCCUAACUUGGGUCGACUUUGUCUCGAACGCGCUGAUAUCGAAGACGGGAUCCAUUCUUUCUCGAUUCAGAAAAAGGCGGGUGCCUCUCCUGUUUUGAGCUCGGCGGGACAGGAUUUCUUGCGAGGUGCAUUUUUGGGAUUAUGGCGACUUCAACAUCUGGAGAUGGGCCUGGAUGCCGACAAUUUCCUCCUCUGCAACCUCGCCACACUCCUGCCCAGUCUCGUAUCCUUUGUUCAUGUCGACAGAGCGACUUUCGACCCUGUGGUUCUUCAGCAGGCGCCAGCUCACAGUGUCCUCAAGGAUCUCAAAUUUAGAGAAGCAUCGAUGAUGCCAGGAGAGCUACGCGCGAUUGUUGUGGCUUUUCCGGCAUUAACCCGCCUCUCGAUUAAUGUGCCUCUUUGCCUCCUUGACAGCUAUGACGCCAACUUGACCAAGGCCACAACGGAUCGUGACAUCUUGGAGCACUCCUCUCUGAAGACUUUAGAGAUCGUGGGUCAGCCUUGCAUCGACAUCUUGCGCUGUCGAGUCAGGUUCCUUCGGAUCACAGAGCUCCGCCAUUCGGUUUUCGUACGCAACGCACAGGAACUUCAGCAACUCUUCUGGAUGUUUCCGGCGCUGGAGCGGUACGAAUCUAUGACUAGUGACGACAAUGCGACGAGGCCUCUGCGUAGGGAUGAGGGUGUUCGGGAGAGCAGGAACUACCCAAUUGAAAACUUGAUCCUCCACCCUGCAGACUUCCUCCAUCCGGUCUGGGAAUCUGCCGCCUUCGACCUCGGCUCCAUCAUCGCCCAGAUGCCAUUUCUGACCCAACUUUGGGUUUGCGGAGUAUGGGAUAGCGGACGCAUCAUGAUUGAGGUCGCUAGGAACUGCAAGAACAUCCAAGAAGUGGUCAUCGAUUUGAAGGAAGGAUAUACCCAAGGACUGAUCGACCUCUUUGUUGGAUGUCCAAAUCUGAGGACGUGCCGCGGAGCGGGACACGCUGUACUUGCAGAGGACCUGAUCGAGAGUGCCGAGUGGGUAUGUGUCGAACUGAGGGAACUGGAUAUCGGGAUUGUUGGUGUCCCUAGACUGACUGCGGCUCAGGAGGGUUUACUGAAGGGCAUCAGUGACCUUGACGCAGAACUGCUCACCUUCAUGAACACCAACACGCUCGGCAAUUCGAAUCAGGAGGAACCAGAUACAGAGGACAAGAUCGAACAGGUGCGGGAGAGAUUAUCGAAUCGUGGACAUGAGCUGACAGCGGACGAGGCCGAGGCAUUCGAGCAGCUGUGGAUCUCGCACAUGGUUCAGAGGAAGGUCUACAAACGACUGGCGCGACUGACUCGACUGCAGGAGCUGCACUUUACCUUGCGGGAGACUGCGAACAAGCCACGACGGAUGGACACCCUCGAGUUCACGCUGGAGUCUGGGCUUGCCGAGCUGGGUGCCUUGGAAGGAAUCAAAAAGCUCUCGUACGGGAAUGCGAACCGUAUGGUGUAUUCGAAGGAAACACAGUGGGUUUCGUCUCGCUGGUCGAAAAGUGUUUUGCCCAUGUUCCCCACCUGCCACCGCCCACCUAGGUUCAUGGUUAAGGCGAGAUAA
Molecule: messenger RNA, 2220 nt
Organism: Linnemannia hyalina
Lineage: Eukaryota; Fungi; Mortierellomycota; Mortierellomycetes; Mortierellales; Mortierellaceae
Source: the annotation of a GenBank genome assembly